CCUGCUCUGGGGUGGGGCCAAGCGCCUCUGGGCGGGCUCUGGGGUCCCGGGGAGCCCCCCACCGGAUCACCUCAAUCUUCUCUUCGGUUCCCAGCUUUCCUCGGAGCCUCAGGAAGCGGCUGGAACCGGACUAACAGUAGAAGAGCGAGGGGCCUGUCAACCUCGAGAGCUGCUCUAGGGUCGGGUGUCCUGGCGCGGUGGAAAGCGUCUUUGAGGCCGCCGCCUGGCAGUCAACGCGAGGUUUUGUAGAGUCAUGUCCAGUAAGCUGGAACCGGAAUCGGCUAUGGUCAGGCCCCAGGAUCCGAAUCAGGGACACGGAUCUGAGACUUCUCUUGUCAGCCACCGGAUUAGAAUCCACUGGCAGGGUGUAGACUUCCCCAAGAGAUAAUAAAAAUGUUUCCAUUUUAUUGGCUAAAAUGUUUCCAUUUAGCCACAAGAGUCCACAGGUAAUAGUCCAGCAAGUGAUAAGCAGCUGUUAGCGAUUGUAGGAGGGAAGAGGCAACCUCCAUCGCAGCCGGCUUCGCCCUGACAGAGUUCUUGUUUGGGGCCGAAUGUCACGUUGCCCAUUGUUCACUCCACUGCCCAGGAGGGAGGCAGGAACGUCGCGUGUGAGGCGAUUCCAUUUUCAGAAAGUGCUUUCUACUUAAGGAUACUGCUGUCCUGUACAGUUGACUGACUUUUCCACUUGAUGCAAUGUGUCUAAAUGGUUUUUUGUUUUGUUUUGUUUUGUUUUGUUUCAUGGAAUUGCUGGCCAUGUGUAAUCUAGGACUAAGUUCUCAUUCAGCAGUUUGGAUGUGUUUUAUAACCCUCCUUGCCAGAUCCGGGCCAGGGAGGUUUGGCAGACAAUGAACUUAAAAUUUACCAAUAUACCUCGGUUUUAUCAGCCUGGGUACUGCACAGACUGGUUCUGUAUCUUACACGGUGAGUAUAUUCAGCUCUUCUUAGUGCACCCAUGUCUCAUUUCUCUGAAACAUAAUCUCUAACCUGAUCUUAGCUCAGAGGCAAGAACAUAAGUACUUAUACAGGUAAGAACAAAAAUACCUAGCAAAUUCUCCCACCAUUUGAGUGAUUAAUAAAAAGCAAACCUUUCAUUUAUUUUCUAGCACCUGAAAAUGUCUUUAAACCUUUCCAUUAAAGUAUGCAUAGAUGAAUGUGCAGACCAAAAUAAAGGCAUCAAGAUAUUAUAUUUUAAAAUGAGUCAAGAUUAAAUGUGAUCUCCUUUUUAAAGCAUAUUGCAGUAUUCCAAGUUCAUAUCCUUAUAAAGCUACCUGAGAGAACUAGGCAAAAUAGCAGUUCUCUUCUUUCUGGAAUCUUAAUUCCAGUUGUGAAUUUCUCUCACCGUCCAAAUCAACAUGCAGUAAAUAAAUAUUCUAAGCACCUGGAAGUGGGAGAGGUGGUGCAGACGCAGGGGGAAGAGUAAACCCAAUACCAUAAGUUGCAUACCAACAGAUCUGGAUAUCAUCAUGAAUAAUUAGCUUUUCCACAUGCCUUGGAAGUUUCAGCAAGCACCUAGGGAACAUUUUAAGAAUCCUAAUCUCUCUCAAGAAAUGGGCAGCUUUUUUUUAAAAAAGAUCAUUCCUCACUUUCUCUUAGCCUUUCAGCUACAUAGCUAGUCCAUUAACUUAAGAGAUUUUAAAUAAAUGCCAGGGGAAAGGAAAAGGAAAACUAUAUAACCAAGUAAAUCUGUAUCUAAUUAGGACAAACUGGAUGACUAGGGUGUUGUCAGCUGAUAAAAAUUAUCCUCAGCUAAGGAUCCUUAAGGUCUGAUUACAGAAGUGAAACUAGCCCACCCACACACCUGAAGUUUAUAUAAGAGACCAACCGAGGCGCUUCCUGGUUUUUAGGAAGAAGACUGGUAUGGGGAAAUGUGUUCCUUGCUAAUUCUUCCAAGCCAUGGCACUUCCCAACAAAUUCUUCCUUUGGUUUUGCUGCUUUGCCUGGCUCUGUUUUCCUAUCAGCCUUAAUUCUCAGCCUUCUAGGGGAGAAGCUCAGACUGUAGCUAGAACUGCGUUGGAAUCUGAGGCUGAGACUUGGUCCUUGCUGAAGCAUCUAGAUGGGAGACACAGACCUGGUCUUCUUUCCCCUCUCUUAAAGGUUCUGUAUGAUGGGCACAGGGGACCCCCCAGGCUGCAGCCAGAUGACAGAGCUUUGCGCUACAUGAAGAGGCUCUAUAAGACAUACGCUACCAAGGAGGGGACCCCUAAAUCCAACAGAAGCCACUUCUACAACACUGUUCGGCUCUUCACCCCCUAUGCUCAGCACAAGCAGGCUCCUGGGGACCAGGCGACAGGAACCCUUCCAUCAGUGGACCUGCUGUUUAACCUGGAUCGUGUUACUGUUGUGGAACAUUUAUUCAAGUCAGUCUUGCUAUAUACUUUCAACAACUCCAUUUCUUUUCCCUUUCCUGUUAAAUGUGUAUGCAACCUGGUGAUAAAAGAGCCAAAGUUUUCUAGCAAGACUCUCCCUAGAGCUCCAUACUCAUUUACCUUUAACUCACAGUUUGAAUUUAGAAAGAAAUACAAAUGGAUUGAGAUUGAUGUGACAGCUCCUCUUGAACCUCUGGUGGCCUCCCACAAGAGGAAUAUUCACAUGUCUGUAAAUUUUACAUGUGUGAAAGACCAGCUGCAGCAUCCUUCAGCAAAGGACAGCCUGUUUAACAUGACUCUUCUCGUAGCGCCCUCACUGCUUUUAUAUCUGAACGACACAAGUGCUCAGGCUUUUCACAGGUGGCAUUCCCUCCACCCUAAAAAGAGGCCUUCACAGGGUCCUGACCAGAAGAGAGGGCUGUCUGCCUAUCCCAUGGGAGAAGAAGCUGCUGAGGGUGUAAGAUCGUCCCGUCACCGGAGAGACCAGGAGAGUGUCAGCUCUGAAUUGAAGAAGCCUCUGGUUCCAGCUUCAUCCAAUCUGAGUGAAUAUUUCAAACAGUUUCUUUUUCCCCAGAAUGAAUGUGAGCUCCAUGACUUUAGACUUAGCUUUAGUCAGCUGAAGUGGGACAACUGGAUUGUGGCCCCACACAAAUACAACCCUAGAUACUGUAAAGGGGACUGUCCCAGGGCGGUCGGACAUCGGUAUGGCUCUCCGGUUCACACCAUGGUGCAGAACAUCAUCCAUGAGAAACUUGACUCCUCAGUGCCGAGACCAUCCUGUGUACCUGCCAAGUACAGUCCUUUGAGUGUUUUGGCCAUCGAGCCUGAUGGCUCAAUCGCUUAUAAAGAAUAUGAAGAUAUGAUAGCCACUAAGUGUACAUGUCGUUAACACAGACUCCCGUCAAGUAAAACCAAAAAUGGGACUGAAAACAAAAGCUUCAGGUGGCCCAGUUUCCAAUAACUUUGCCAUCUUGUUGUAUAACUUGGAGUCAUUAUUCUUGGGUACAUGAGGCUGCAAGAGUAAGAGAGAAAUGAUGUUUUGUUAUUCUUAAGAUUAAAAAAUAUUUGGAAUAGUCAGGCUACAAGUGAUGGUGACAGGGUACAACUGAGCUUAUUAAAUCUCCCUUAAUAUGCUAAAGGGAGCCAGAAGAGUUGCCUGAGCCCACAAAGUGUGCAGUGGAAGCUGGGGAUUGAUAUUCCAGGCUUGACAAGAGUAGUAGUGGAAGCUUUUUGCCCCUAAGGUGGAAUGGUUUGGAGUUGAAUUAUGUGCUCCAAAAGAGGUCACCUGUUAAAUGACUUUUGUGUUCAACUUUUUGUGCAGACUUUUUGAAGGCAUAGUGCACUGAACCCUGAAGUUCUAGAACAUAGAAAUCAUAGGAUUUCCAUUUUAGUUGGAAACUUUCUUUCUGUGUAAAGAAACAAACAUAGUUUAAUGGGCAGAUUGGCCCUUUGAUAUCAUUUAGGCAGCAGCUCAAUUCUUUGGGAAAUUGAAAACUUUGUCUUACAAAUCUCUGAAAACCAUAACCUCUUUAAGAUUAUUUAUCAAAAUAUAGUUUACCCUUAAACAACACAAGGGUUAGAGGUGCUGACCCCUUGCAUAGUCAAAAAUCCAAAUGUAGGGACUUCCCUGGGGUCCUAGUGGUUAAGACUUCCACUGCAGGUUCAUCCUUGAUCGGGCAACUAAAGAUUUCACAUAUGGCGAGACCAAAAAAUAAAAAAUUCACAUGUAACUUAUGAUUCCCCACAAAAUUUAACUACUAACAAACUGUUGACCAGAAGCCUUACCGGUAUCAUGAACAAUCAAUUAACACAUAUUUUGUUAGCUCUAUGUGCUAUAGGGCUUCCCUGGUGGCUCAGCGGUAAAGAACCCACCUG
This is a messenger RNA of Odocoileus virginianus texanus, 4241 nucleotides long. It is a transcript of the gene GDF9, whose product is annotated as growth differentiation factor 9. Gene Ontology annotation, cellular component: extracellular region. Gene Ontology annotation, molecular function: cytokine activity; growth factor activity. The record is from RefSeq and is a predicted model, not a curated record. Lineage: Eukaryota; Metazoa; Chordata; Mammalia; Artiodactyla; Cervidae.